AUGGUCGUCUUCAUGAAGAAAACUAAGAAUUACCAAAACAUUGAGGCAUUUUUAAGGAAUCAUGGAUCACUUCCUCUUAAAAGAUAUAGUUAUUCAGAUAUUAAGAAAAUGACCAAUUCAUUUAGACACAAGCUUGGCCAAGGAGGAUAUGGAGGUGUUUAUAAAGGUAGGCUACUUGAUGGUUGCUAUGUAGCGGUGAAGAAUUUAAUUGAUUCUGAAGGUAAUGGUGAAGAAUUUAUCAACGAGGUUGCUAGCAUUAGUAGGACUUCUCAUGUCAAUAUUGUCACUCUUUUAGGUUUUUGUUUUGAGGGUCUUACAAGAGCUCUCAUCUACGAGUAUAUGUCCAAUGGUUCUCUUGAGAAGUUCAUAUGUGAAAAAGAUCAAUCCCAAACAAAUCAUUCACUGAAGUGGGAAACACUAUACCAGAUUGCAAUAGGCAUAGCUCGAGGAUUAGAAUACUUGCACCGUGGUUAUUUUGGUCUUGCCAAAAUUUGCCCCAAGAGAGAGAGUAUUGUAUCAAUGAUAGGUGUACGGGAGACAAUUGGUUAUAUUGCUCCAAAAGUAUUUUCUAGAAACUUUGGAACAGUCUCUCACAAAUCAGAUGUUUAUAGCUAUGGAAUGAUGGUUAUAGAAAUGACAAGAGGAAGACAGAGUAACAAUGUUGGAGUUGACAAUAGUAGUGAAUUAUAUUUUACGCAAUGGGUUUACGAGCGUCUCGAAGUAGAUGAAGAACUUGGACUGCAAGGCAUUUCAAAUGAAGAAGAUAAAGAACGUGUAAGGAAGAUGAUUAUAGUGAGCUUGUGGUGCAUACAAACUAAUCCUUCAGACCGGCCAAUAAUGAGUAGAGAAGUGGAGAUGUUGGAAGGGAGCAUCAAUUCCUUGCAAAUUCCACCCAAGCCUUUCCUAUCUUCACCGAGAUCAGCCCCAAGAGAUUCUUCAAUUAACCUACUAAGUUAA
This is a messenger RNA of Pistacia vera, 957 nucleotides long. RefSeq names its product PR5-like receptor kinase. The record is from RefSeq and is a predicted model, not a curated record. The transcript has 2 exons. Bases 1 to 957 code for a protein of 318 amino acids. Gene Ontology annotation, biological process: protein phosphorylation. Gene Ontology annotation, molecular function: ATP binding; protein kinase activity. NCBI's taxonomy places the organism in Eukaryota, Viridiplantae, Streptophyta, Magnoliopsida, Sapindales, Anacardiaceae.